ACAUAAGGAGCUACACGGUUUUUAUAUCACAGUCUUCUGUACUUGGCUGAGGAUUUCCAGUGUGAUGGAGGGCUUGCUCCAUCCCGGGUAUCUCUGGAGGGAAACAAGAAUGGCUGUCCAACGCUCCUCACCCAGCACCCCGUCUAGCAAUGCUGAGCAUGGCCAGGCUGGCAGACCACUCAGUACAGCGUGUGCUGCCUCAGACAACCAGACUGUCCACCUUCUGCUGAGUGUGCACAUCUGUAGUUGGGAGCGAUGCCCCUCGGGUGCUCCUCCCCCUCCUCCUGCACCUGCCGCCAGGCAAAUCAACGUUCUCCAUUAGCAACCAUCCCCACUGCCGCCAUCCCAUCACCAAAGCUAUUUAUCACCUCUCACCUCUAAAGCUUUUUCUACAGGAUCUUUGCACUGCCCGCAGGAAUCUGAGGCUCAGAAAAGGACUGUAUCUGGUUCAAGUUUCCAUGUUAGCAGAAAGUGAGUCCAUCUUCUAGCAGUUUCAUGUGACUUUCCUCAAACUGAUCACCAACUAAACAAAAUAACCCUCCUCAAACAUUUAAAGGAACAUGGCUAAAGGUGGCAAACGCCCCAAAGGCAAGAAGAUCACCCUCAAUGUGGCCAAGAAUUGUAUCAAAAUCACAUUUGAUGGGAGAAAACGCCUUGAUUUGAGUAAGAUGGGAAUUACCACCUUUCCCAAGUGUAUUUUGCGAUUCAGUGACAUAGAUGAGCUGGAUCUUAGCCGGAAUAUGAUCAGGAAGAUCCCUGACUCAAUCUCCAAGUUCCAGAACCUGCGGUGGCUGGACCUGCACAGCAACUACAUUGACAAGCUCCCUGAGUCCAUUGGCCAGAUGACCACCCUGCUCUACCUCAACGUCAGUAACAACAGGCUGACCACCAGUGGGCUCCCUGUGGAGCUCAAUCAGCUCAAGAACAUCCGCACCAUUAACUUAGGCUUAAACCACCUGGACAGCGUGCCCACUACGCUGGGCGCCCUGAAGGAGCUCCACGAGGUGGGCCUCCAUGACAACCUGCUCAGCAACAUCCCCAAAAGUAUCUCCAAGCUCCCCAAGCUGAAGAAGCUCAACACGAAGCGAAACCCCUUUCCAAAGGCAGAAGAGUCAGACACAUUCAUAGAUUCCAUCAAGAGGCUGGACAACCUCUACCUGGUGGAGGAGAAGGACCUGUGUGGGCCUUGCCUGAGAAAAUGCCAACAGGCCCGGGACAAGCUGAACAGAAUCAAGGGCAUGGCCAUGCCAACGCCGAGAAAGGCCAACUUUUCCAGUUUGAUCUCACCCAACUCCAUAGCCAAGGAGUCCCAGAAAGAUUGGAGGAUACGCUCACCAUCCCUAGGGCACUGUAUGGCAAAAAUGUGAAGACUAAUCAGCUAACAAGAAAAAACACCUCUGAAGAAGAAAACCUCUCAGUUAGGAGAAGAGAGUGGCAAGGAGAAUAUUCUGGAAGUCAGGAGCUCUGGUGCUGGCCAAGCCACUGACUUGCUUCUUAAAUUCACUUUGCCUCUCUUUUUGCUUUAGACCAUCUGUGUGUGAAAUGACUUUGGGAAGAUGUUUGGUGUGUCUUUUUUUUAAUGUAUAUGAAGAAAUGAUAGAUAUAAAUUAUAGAUGAAGUCAAGAUUUAAAAUAAGACUCUAAGAUUUUAAAGACUUCCAGUCUCUACACUUCACUCAAACUGGCAAAAUCUUAAUACCAGUCACCUGUGAUAAGUUAGGUAUGUAUAAUUCACUAUCUUGGGCAACUAAAAGUUAUGUAAAAAAUGCAAAGAAAUAUGCUCAGAAGUGCUACAGAUAAAUCAAAAUGGAAUUUUAAUGAAUCUUUCAGUAGUGGUAGUCAGGAAAAAGAUAACAGAGAAAUGAACAACAGGGAAAAAAUAGGAAACAAAUAGGCAGACUUUUGUCCUAAUGUUUUAAUAAUGUAAAUAAUCUUCUUCAUAUGGCCCUAAACAAAUAACAACCAUACUUGCCUCAAUAGGCAAAUGGUUGAUGGUUAAACAAGCCCUGGUCCAUCCAUAUCAUGGAGUACAACUCAGAAAUUGAAAGGAACAUACUAUUAAUAUGUGCAAUAAGUUGGAUGGAUCUUAGUGACAUUAUUCUGAGUAAAAAAGGCCAGUCUCCAAAAGUCACAUAUUCUAUGAUGCCAUUUAUAGAACAUGAUCUAAAUGACAAAAUGAUAGAGAUGAAAAACAGAUCAGUGGCUGCCAGGAUUCACGGUUGCUGAGGGGCGAUAGAGGACAGGCAUGACCAGAAAGCCGUAGCACAAGAGAUGCAUUUGUGCUGAUAAAAACAACUGCGCAUGUGGAUAGGGGUGGUGGUUACAUGAAUGUACACAUAUGAUAAAAUGACGCAGCUCUAUGCAGACAUGCUGGACCAAUGCCAGUGUCCUAGUUUUGAAAUUGUCCAAUAGUUACCUCAUAUGUAACUGUUGGAGGAAAUUAAGAGAAGGCUGCCUGGGUUCUCUGUGUAUUAUUUUUAUAACUUUCUAUGAAUCUGUAUUCAUUUAAAACAAUCUUACAGCCUAGAUGGAGCAAUAAACAGAUCCUUGUAUACCUGCCAAGUGCUAAUUUAUGAGUAACUGAGGCAAGCUUGAAGUUCCUCAACCAUUCUGAACAGUUAAGGCAUUUCAGGAGAAACAGCAUCUUAACCUCAGUUUACCAGACUCAUC
Messenger RNA from Manis javanica (Malayan pangolin), 2669 nucleotides. Lineage: Eukaryota; Metazoa; Chordata; Mammalia; Pholidota; Manidae. The record is from RefSeq and is a predicted model, not a curated record.